ACUGCUGAUAAAAACUCAUCGUGAAGUCCGACAAUGGCGUUUACUGAUGUAGAAGAAGAGUCUCCUUGCGAAGCCGAUAAAUCCAAUUCUUUGUUGCCGACCGCCAGGUGCGGUUGUUUCCGGUUAUCGUGCUUUGGAUCUCGCCGUGUAGCCACCGUCGGACCAUCGUGGUGGGAGCGGCUUAGGGCAUCGCAAGUUCAUAGCGAGGGGCGCUGGUGGGCUCGAGGCGUUAGGGUUCUUUUGAAGCUCCGAGAAUGGUCGGAGAUCGUUGCUGGACCGAGAUGGAAGACUUUCAUUCGUCGAUUUAAUCGGAAUCGGAGUGGUGGAGGUGGAGGUGGUGUUAGGGCUGGGAAAUUUCAAUACGAUCCUUUGAGUUAUGCUAUGAAUUUCGAUGAAGGUUCGAGGCAGAUUGGGGAAUUGGACGAUGAUAUCGACGAUUUCAAUGGUUAUCGGAACUUCUCUGCUCGUUACGCUUCGAUUCCGGCGCCAUUGAAGACUGGAGGAACCAUAAUCAAGGAUGUUUCUUCCGUCGCGUAAAGGUGCGCUGUGUCUACUAAAAUUCGCCGUUGUUUUGUGCUGUUAUUGUCCACACAUUGGGAUGGCUGACAUCACCGCCGCCGCCGUCACCUCGUCCGUUAGAUUUUUCCCCUUUUCUUUUUUCAAGUCAAAAGUAAAUACAUGUUUGAGUUCAUUUUGGAUUUUCCGUUCUCCUUCUUCCUAAUGGGAUCAGUGGCACAUCAAGAUCAAUGUACAAUACGAUUAGAGUGUUUUUUUCUUUAAAAAAAUAUUCUUUUAUAUUAAAUUAUAUCCUGAUAGAGUUUAAUAAUAUUGAUUAGGGGACUUCCCUGUUUAAAGUGGGGUAAUAAAAAACCAUAUAAUGUUUGUAUAUAGAUUAUCUUUAUAUGAA
Molecule: messenger RNA, 907 nt
Organism: Benincasa hispida (wax gourd)
Lineage: Eukaryota; Viridiplantae; Streptophyta; Magnoliopsida; Cucurbitales; Cucurbitaceae
Source: RefSeq, a predicted model, not a curated record